CUCAGCAUUAUAUAUUUCUCUAAACUUUAUCUUCCAGCAAUCUGAAGAUGGCGUUGCAAUAAAAUCCCCUUGAAAAUCAUCACAUCGCCCCAUAGACUCCUGAGAUAAGAAUCUCGAACUUGUCAUAACCACAAGGAGACCAGUUCUAGAAAUUUAAAAAUAUAAACACACUUACCUCCAUCUUGCAGUACCUUGGCGAGGAAGAAGAGGAGGAAACGAUUAAUGGAGUCAGAACUUCAGAUGCAAUGCUGAUAGUUUGAGAGGCAACGACCCUGCAUGUCCUAGAGGAUUUUACAAGAAUACAAUCAACCAUGGAUAACUGCAAUCCUCGUAUGUCUUCUCCUUUAUCGAGAAAUCGGAGCCGAAGGAGCCCCUCGCCAACGCCAUUUUUUCUAUACAAAAGCGGGAGCAAGUCGAGGAGCGAGUCCAAUUAUCGCUACACUUCACCUCUUUUCAGAGAGCCAAACAGGAGAAGCACUACGCCUAUCACGUUUUCAAAUUCAAGAGGGGUGAUGAAACCUCCGGCAGUUCAGAAGAACCUCGAAUGCACCCUGGAGGAGUUGUGUUAUGGAUGCACCAAGAAGAUCAAGGUUACGAGAGAUGUCCUCACAAGAACAGGGAAAACAAUCCAAGAAGAGGAAAUACUGAUGAUAGAAGUGAAGCCAGGAUGGAAAAAAAGAACAAAGAUCACAUUUGAAGGAAUGGGAAACGAGAGACCUGGAACUUGCCCAGCUGACAUAACUUUUGUUAUUGCUGAGAAAAAGCAUCCUCUAUUUCGGAGAGAAGGAGAUGACUUGAAGAUAAUAAUAGAAAUCCCCUUAUUCAAAGCUCUCACAGGCUGUGAAAUUUCAAUCCCUUUGCUGGGUGGUGAGAACAUGCCUUUGAUGAUUGAUGAUAUUAUUUACCCUGGAUAUGAGAAGAUCAUCCAAGGAGAAGGUAUGCCAAUUACAAAACAGCACGGAAAGAGAGGAAAUUUAAAAGUCACCUUCCUUGUUGAUUUCCCAACAGAACUAACAGAUGAACAGCGAUCUGAUAUUCUUAGUAUUUUAGAGGAUUCUUCUUGAAUCCUUUUUUCAGUUUUCUGAAGGAAUUUCCUCUGUUUUGUGCUUGCAAUUCUCUUUUCAUAGCACUUAAAGCACUCAAAUACAGAACAUUACUGCAUAAUUAGAAGCAUAAUUCCCAAGGUAUUAUCAGAAUGAAUCA
Messenger RNA from Manihot esculenta (cassava), 1203 nucleotides. RefSeq names its product dnaJ homolog subfamily B member 13. Gene Ontology annotation, molecular function: protein-folding chaperone binding. The coding region runs from base 312 to 1064 and encodes 250 amino acids. Gene Ontology annotation, cellular component: cytosol. The transcript has 2 exons. NCBI's taxonomy places the organism in Eukaryota, Viridiplantae, Streptophyta, Magnoliopsida, Malpighiales, Euphorbiaceae. The record is from RefSeq and is a predicted model, not a curated record.